GUUCGCAAAAGACUCUCGAUCGAUUUCUCCCUUGCUGUAGUGACAUGCGAAAUAUAAAGUUACUCAACGGACCGUAUGAACUUGAGUGGUUUAUCCCACCGCCCGGUGAACAUGGACUAUGCAUGAAAAUUGACAGCGGACGUGUUGGAAGGAAGCUUAAAAUCCUCCUAAUGCUAAUACUUUUUUCUUACCGUUCUCAAUGGUCAUGAACUUAUGUGCUUUGAGAUCACAGCGAACACAUCAGGAGAUUUGCUUUGAAUGCCGAUGGUAAUAUUCUUCAUGAUAGUGUUAUCUUAUACUGAAAUGCAAUUUGGUUACAACAGACAAGUUAGGACUUUGUCUUCAAUAGAAACAGUAGGAUUGGUAAUAUAACGACAGCGGACUAUAAUUUCCCAAAUGAUCUGUUCCUGAUAAUUUGCACCUACCGUUCCCAACGAUCUACCCAUGAAUGUGCUGUGAUUAUUUAUGGAUCGUGAAGUAAAAUUGCUGAGGGAUUAUUUUCGUUUGCUAGAGAGGAGUAUGGUGAAAUAUUGAUAGCCGCCAGCAGAUGAAUCAACGAAGGUGCCCAAGCUCAUACCACAUUAUCAUCAUCGGUUGGUAAAAUCGGCGUAUUAUAGGCAGGACAAAUUUUCGGGGAUUGAGAAAAUAUGGACUCAUUAAAAACAAUUAAAUACUGUGAAAUUCUAGACUCUAUCUGGAAUACCUUGUGAUUUACAAUCAAACAUCGAAUUGAGACGAGCUAGGAGCUGAUAGAUUGCAACGUCUUAUUUCAAUUUCAACCUAUCAUUGUCCUCUUAAAACUAUAGUAUAAGCCCAUUGCUCAUCUAAAACAAAAUGGCGGCGUUAAGUGAGCAUAAUCUAGAACAGUUCAACCAGCAACAACCCACCGGCAGACGCCGAACCUCGAUCAUGUCUCGCCGAACAUCCAUUGUGAGUAGUCACUCGACCUCCAAAGAUGGCGACACGAUGGGACCACCUGGUCAUCCAGGCAAAUGGCGACGUAUGUCGAGAGCGUACUCGAUCUCGAUGGGCAGUCAUCGAGGUGCUCAUGCCUUGCGAUCCGCCGCCGAGUCGCAGCAGUCGAAACCUGCGCCGAAGUUCGAGAACACGUACAAGAUGAAGCCCGAUGAAGAAGCGGUCUUCAAACCGAGCGCUGUACGAUCCAUCUUGGAAAACGUCCUUGAGCGGUACCUAUCAACCGCGCAAUACGCUCCUAAAACCGUCUCCAUAUUCACACAGAACAUCGUGGACGAGGUGAAGAGGCGAGUAAAGGACUUGAAGAUGCCGAGGUACAAGAUAGUCUGCCAGGUUUACAUCGGGUCCAAGAACGGACAGAGCAUGCAGAUGGUGAGCCGAGCAGUCUGGAACACAGAUACGGACAACUUCGCUACUGCUAGCUUUCAGAACCAGUCGCUCUAUGCCAUAGCUUCGGUACACGCAACGUAUUUCGAGUAACCAUUGAACAACUCAUUCACCAAUUUAAGUGUACAUAUUUAGUGGGGGUAGCUUCGGGGCGGGGGGUAACGGGGCGCAUGCCCCCAAUCGAGUCGCGAAAAUGGAAAGAAAAUAUGAGAAAGGAGAGAAAGGAAACGUGAGACGAUAUACAACCUGCUGUGAUCAGAACACCCACUUACCAAUGGCCUUGUAUUUCAUCAAUUAAGUAACCCGGUGCCCCCUUUCUUUCUGGACCCUUGCUACGCCACUGUAAAUCGUCACGAGAUAUUUGUAAAGCAAGAAUAUUGUGACUUUGCUUCUUUGUGAGGAUUCCUUCAAAAUUAUCAGCUUGUGAGACAAAUUUGGACAAGGCAUAAAGGACUUGCCAAGCAGGAAAAUUAGGAUGGAAGAACUGUACAAUAGAGACCGGCUGACCGGCGGAUUGUGCCAUCAUGUUUUAUGACAAUUCCGGAUGACAAUUGCACGAGGUUUGCACGAUACGGCAUGCAAAGUGCACUGCAUCAAUAAAGAUACAUGUACUUUUUAAUCAUUCAUUCAAUGAAAUACAAAAUAUUCCUGUUUAGAGCAGAGCCAUUUAUACACAGAGUUUGGCCAACUUGGUUUCACUGGGUCACAUCAUGGCGUAACUAUAUUCUUUUGUUUUGUGCUUGCCCAAACAAAGCAGUAGUCGCCAUAUUGUCUCGAACUCAACCGGGUUGGCCAAACUAUGUGUAUAGAUGGCUUUGGUUUACAUAAUAUGAAUUUGUACAUGACAGUAUGUGCCUUUCAAAGCAUCCCCUUUUGAUUGUGCUACUUUAAUGGGAGAUCCAACCUUGAUAGCAAAUUAUUCUAAAGGAAAGCAGAGAAAGUAGCAAAGUAGACUGGUGAAAGUUUUAAUGAAAUCGGACAAAAAACGAGAAAAUUAUGAUUUCUUUUUAAAGUUGUAAUAGGUAUGGGCUCUUCAAACGUGCUGAAUCGGUAAUGUCUCUGUGAUGUAGGGGCGGAAUAUUUUCUCAUUAGUUUUGUUCCAACACACAAAAUACCUAAAAUUUCAAUUUUUCAAAAAAUGUAUGAAUCUUUUCUCUUUAGUAUAUCUAAAAUAACAUGCUGUACAUAAUAUAUUUUGAGUAUUACGUGCCCCAAGGGAGAAGGCAUUUAUGAGAAAAACCAUACAUUUAUUUUAUUUAUGUACACAACAAGCGGGAGAUUUAUUCGCGACUAUUGUGUUACAAUUUACUGACCAAGCUGCCAAUUUGAGAUUCGCAUAGACUUAGUGAUCUCAUAUUUCAAACAUUCAUAAGUUUUAAUAUUAUUUGUCCAAUUUAUUUCAAACUUUCACCAAUCUAUUACUCAUGUUUUUCUGCUUUCAUGCACAUGAAUUUAUUCAAAGGGUUUGAUUACCAUUUAAUGUAAUUUGAACGUGAAAAGCAUUUGAUCGAAACUGAGGAACUAUUAUAUUGUGUAAUUUGGGGUUUGAUUUUUAACUUGAGAUUACAAGGGAGCCUGAUACAAGAAAGAUGAAACUGUGAUGAUUUUGCCUGGUGUGAUAUACAUAUUUUUGUGAUGAAAGAUUUAUUUUGAUGUUCAAUUUACAAUACAAUACAAAACAAAGUCAUUUCUAUAGCGCUCUUACAAAUUUGUUCGUGAUAAAUGAUUCGGACCAAAUUAUAGGAUUUGGACAAGAACUAAUACAAUUGAAAAGAAGAUAAGAAGAUAAUAUAUUAGAAAGACGAUUCUCCAUCAUACUUUUAACCCCAAUUAAAGAUUUCAGACAAAUUCCAGCGACAAUAAAUUCUAAGGCUCUCAUUGACCCCAACACUGUGUUCAAAAUUGGUCUAAAGUCGAGUUUAAAAAAAAAAGGAAUAGAAAGAGGUCUAUAAGUUUUCUUUUUCAAUCAAGAAGUUAUAAAUGUUGACCCUUUAUGACCUGGUAUGAGUUUUAAGUGAACCACAAGGUACGGGGUUCGAAUCUCUGCCACAGCCCUAAUAAUGUCCUUUGUCUCGACAUCGAUCUACAUUUGCCACACUCGACCCAGGUGUACUAAGUAAAUAUAUUAUAGGGUUUAUUCCUUGAAUGCACUGGGCGCUGGUAUUAAUAUGCAAAGUCAUCCAUGUCAAAUUAUUUCUUUAUAAAAUACCUCCCAGUUUAGGAGUUCUUAAUUAUAUUACUUUGUUUGUUAUGGAAUUGUGAUAUUUUUUUUUUCAUAAAGAAGUUUGAACUUGGCGCUUCAUUAUCAGCGACCUCUAGAACUUGAUGGCCAUUGUGGUUAUAAUUAUAGGCCUAUAGACCAUUAAUUUUAUUGUACGUCCAGUACACUACCAGAAUUAUCAGAUUGUGUUGAUAUUGCAUCAAUUAAGUGAUGAGCAUUUUCUAUCUGAAAUAUAUAAUGGAGAGCCUUUAUUAAAUCGUUAAAUCUAUACGUUAUAAUUGUCUGUACAUGCCACCGGGACGACAGCUGUGAAAAAAUUGUUCAGAGAUAUUUUAUUCUGUAUUGUAUAGUAAUCCAUGUAAUGGUAAUGUAUCGAACAUUUCGAUUGCUUGAUGAUCUGAACAGGCAGUGUUGAAUUUUGUGUGGUUUUAUUUGAAAUUUGAUGCUUGCACCGUUAAUCUUUUGCUAACUGUUAUAUUAUGAAAUGUGUUUCUUCGGCUUCAGUGUUCAUAUAAUUAUAAUAAAUAUACAUGUAUAUAAUAUUAUUUCAACGAAACCCUGAA
Strongylocentrotus purpuratus (purple sea urchin) is the source of this 4146-nucleotide messenger RNA. Its product is annotated as tctex1 domain-containing protein 1. Lineage: Eukaryota; Metazoa; Echinodermata; Echinoidea; Camarodonta; Strongylocentrotidae. The coding region runs from base 835 to 1455 and encodes 206 amino acids. The transcript has 2 exons. The record is from RefSeq and is a predicted model, not a curated record. Gene Ontology annotation, cellular component: cytoplasmic dynein complex; cytoplasm. Gene Ontology annotation, molecular function: dynein intermediate chain binding. Gene Ontology annotation, biological process: microtubule-based movement.